UAGCAUAUUCUACCAAUUCUCUUGCCUACAACUCUUUCUCGGCGAUCGCUUUUGUCCAAUCCCUUUGGUUCACUGUCCUUUCCAGUGCUGUAAUGUGGCUAGUAGAUUUCAAGUGUGCCAGAAGAUGUGUUUUUAAGUUUCGAAACUUCUUUGAUAAAACUUUCUCAGGAGGGUCGAUAGCACCGACAAUGUUGUCAUAUUUGAAUAUUGCCAAAUAGGUUUUAUUAGUUGUAAGUUCAGGCAAAUGUUGAGUAACUCGUACACAUACAGAGCACAAGACUGCUUGCUUCCUUUCGUCGUAGCGGAAUUCGUCGAACUUGCGUAGAAGAUCAUCUAGAGAUCAGCAGCUAUUCAUCAAAAAGUGUCUGGCAGAACUGUUUCACGAGGUGAGGACGUAUAUAAUGCGGCACUAUCAUCGCGCUAUGAUCCAGUAUCAGAUUGGAAUUACCACGCAUCUCAUCGAGUUUAAGCGACAGAUUAUCCAGGUUCUGAUUGAUUUGUGACAAUAAGUAAGGGGUUUGUUUGGCGUCAAUUGCUACUGUGGCUUCAGACUCGAGGUUACUUUCUAGAUCUGACGUUUUCUGGUCUUGAGAAACCUCUGGCGCCACAACUGUCAUUGCCAACUCGGUGAACUCGCCAUGGGGAUCACCAAGGUCAUCACUAGAUUCACCAAGGUCAUCAGUGCAAGUGGGCUCAAUUGUUUCUUCAAAGGCUCUCUUUGCUUCGUUAUUUUCUUCAUCGUUUCGAGCCCUCUUUCUUCCAACUGGACCAUCCACUCGAUUGAAAAGGGGGAUACAAUCGAAGACUGGCAUGCAGGACGCAAGUCAUUUGGUUUUACUUCUGGGUGCUGACGUUGUAUGUGAACUCGAUAGUUUUGAAGCAGGACCUCAGUUAGACACACUCUACAUUUUCGUUUUGCAAAACUCGCUCGAUAAUUACCAGAUGACAUGAACUCGUGAGCUCAUAACAAACUGCAAAGCGCGAACCACGGGAAACUAGGCCUUGGAUUUGUUGGAAAAUAUUACGACGCUUUUCAAAAACAAACGUUUUGGAAAUUUUAACGGUGAGAAUUUCGAACGUGCUCGUUUCAUGGUGUUUAAAAAUACAGUAAAUACAGCAAGCUAAGCAGGUUAUAAAUAAGUAUUGUGUAAAUGCAUUUGCGAUGCCUCUCAUUUGUUUUUAACUCGCGUCACGUCAGGUAACUCAUGUUUUGAAAUUUUUGACUGAGAGAAAUUUUCUUUAUAAUAUUGGUGUUUUAACGUAAAAAUACAAAGUAAAUUAAUUUUUUAAUUUUAAAAAGCGAUUCAAUAGGAAAAAACGAAAAUAUUAGAAAGUAUAUUGAAAGUAUUAUAGUCAAAGAAGAUAGCUGAAAGAAACAAAAAUAAUAUCUACCAACGAAACAAUAGCCAAUACUUAUUUAUCAAUAUUUUUUUUGUGCGAUGUUACUCUGAGUGUAUAUCCACACCGGGCAGCCUUGAAAAAUGCCCGGCCACGGCGGGAUUCGAACCUAGCUACGACCUUUGGAAUACUAGCCCAAUGCUCUUCCAACUGAGCUACGCGGUCAGGACGGUUCGAGUAUGCGAUAUUUCGGAACUGAGUCUAGUUCCUUCGAUAUCAGUGUAAUCUAAUAAUCAUGAAAUCUGCUGUGUUGGUGUAAUGUACUCAGGUGAAUAAGAUGUUUGUGUGAUGUUACUCUGAGUGUCCUGACCGCGUAGCUCAGUUGGAAGAGCAUUGGGCUAGUAUUCCAAAGGUCGUAGGUUCGAAUCCCGCCGUAGCCAGGCAUUUUUCAAGCCUGCCCGGUGUGGAUAUACACUCAGAGUAACAUCACACAAACAUCUUAUUCACCUGAGUACAUCACACCAACACAGCAGAUUUCAUGAUUAUUAGACAAUACUUAUUACAUGUGAUAUUUAUUCGCGAAAAAAUAUGAUAUCAACAUUGACUUAAUUGGGUAAACAUAACGUUGAUAUAAGCAAACGUAACGUUGAGUGGAGGUCAACGUGACGUCGACUAUUUGCAAACAACACAAAAACUCGGCGCGCGGCAAGUUUAAUUGCAAAUAGCAUGCAGUAAUAUAUACACUGGACUUCAAUGAUUACAUACCCUAAUAUUAAUUCCACCAAGUGAAGUGCAAGAUACCAAAAUCAUUGAAGUUCACCUUAUCACAACCCGCACACCCGAUUACCUAUAUAUACAUGAACUUACGGUUACAGCUCAACAACCGGCCUCUGUAGCUCAGUUGGUUAGAGCGCUGCACCGGAAUCGCAGGGCCGUAGGUUCAAUUCCUACCAGAGGACCUUGUGCUGCAUUUUUCGCAGUCGUUCCUGGUUAAGUCUUAAAAUGUAUAUAUGCUCACUUGGAUUACAAAGCCUAACAUUCUAAUAGUAAUAUAUACAUCCCAUUUUCGGACGUUGAGCGCGUGACCUUCCCGUCCUUCCGGCAAGGUUACACAAUUUAUUACUCACAGGUUCCUUUAAAAACAACUGUAGAUGUUUCAAAUUGAAAAUAUUGCCGUAUUUUAAACGUUUGUUCGCGUUAUUACAACGACUUCGCUUGUUUUCGGGAAAUUAACAACUUUUCUAUUGCACUGCUAAUUGCUAAAAGAUCAAGAAAAAAUUUGUACCUGCACAAAUGGAAAAUGCGAGCGGAUCGAUCGAUAAGGGAUCGAUCGAUAACGCGCGGAGGCCUGGAUGCGAGUCAAUGAUGCGUCCGACUAUCAAUGAGGAGUCCGACUGUCUACGGAAAAAAAAAUUGCAGCGGCGCUCGCGCACUUUAUCGAGGCCUGAUUAACACUAUACUAGCUGUAUACAGACUUUACAGUAUAUAUCGAUGGCUAUACUAUAUUAACAGUGUCUCACAGCAGCAUGCCAUAUUUCACAAAAUAAAAAUCCUCUUGUAUUUAUAUUAUUAUAAAGAACAUCGUCAUCGAUCACAGUGAAGCAAAUGACAAUGUCACAAAUAUUCAAGCUGUUUAUCAUGCAAAUUUAUAUUUAUUAUGCGGUGUCUAUUGUAUGGACUAUUGUUUAUAAUAUCAGAGAAAUAGCCUGAGUUAUGUACCGUAUAACUAGUACGUAGAGUGUACUUGCAUGUUAUUCAUUCGAGUAGCCGGCUGUUGAGUGUUGUGGUAUUAUUUUACCGUGGAUUUGAUAAAGGAGAGGUAUAUACUUCGACGUAUUUCUUGAUCGUUGAAUUUCAGUGAAGCCAAUCAGGAAAUUACACACCACACGGUCUUUAAUAUUGCUACAAAGUUUACAAUUAGCGAUAUUUCGGAAAUCAUAAGAUCCCUCUUGUCGUUAUUAAACAAAUCUUUUGGGUCGAGUAUCAGGAUAGACUGGUCAAUCUAGAAAUAUAUUAUCUUCAUAUCUUGUUUGUUUACCGCGACGUGUGAUUUAAUACUUCGACAAAGCGAUCGACAUGUAAUAUUGGAUGGCACACUACAGGAUUUAUAUACUCCUUAGAAGUUUCUUUCACAUUACUAUUAGCGCUCGAGGUUACAACAUAUUUUUAGUAGCCUAUUAAACGAUAGUGUGCUAAUAGGCGUGCCUUUGCUUUGUUUAUUUUUACAUUUGACAGUAUCGGCCACAAUUCCCUUGCCACUCCUCUCUGAGUGUUUUUAAAACGCUAAUUGAAAACACCCCAGAUUCUGGGGAGUCACGUGACCAGCCCAACCAGGGUCUUUCCGCAGCUUGGGGCGUGCGAAGGUAAGAGCCUGGGUACGAGGUUGCAUGUAUGACUGUCUUGGCCCAAAUCGCUAUUAUAGUUAUUACUGAUUGUAGUUCACGUUUGAAGUGGGCCUGAAUCUGUGAUAAAACUUUUUACGUUGCAAAAAAAGACACCUUUGGUAGCCUUAGCCUUAAAUGUUGUCUUAAAUCUAAUCGUUACUUAGUGCCUAGCACCUACUGUACCACACCACUUCUCAACCUUGAAUCAUGAUCCUCUUUGGCCCAAACUAUAAAACGAAACCGUUCGAAACAUUAAACUACUUCCGUUCGGGAAAAUAUCACAAGAUUUUAACAUUGAGAUAAUUAUUAUACUGUCGUAUUGAUCUAAAAUUUUCUCUCUUCUAGUUGAUCUGAUGUAGACCAACCAACAAGCGUGUACAGUUACCAUCGUUUUUUUUCAUAUAACCGGGAGAUAAGGACUGGUUGUUGUUUUGAUGGUACUUAAGUAUAUCGUAAUGAUAAAGGUGAGCUUUUCCCAUUCUCAUUCGUUCUUUUCAUUCGUUAUUGUACUAAACACAACAUGUUCAUCAAAAGAGAAAAAUGACCUAGUAUAUACACCUUUCGGAAUAGUCAGGAGGCGUCUUCGAUCUGCUCAAAUUGACUCUCGGGUAUAAUUGGAACAAUUCCUCGGCAUGAAAGACAUCUUGUCAAGCAAAUGAACGAGUGGUAGGCAAACCGUUUAAUAGUGCUGUUCACUGAAACGAGACCUAAUGUAAAUAAGAGGAUAAAACCAACACUACUGACAAGGAUCGCUCUUUAUUUACGGGUUAUACAAGCACCUCCUAAAGUUACUUAUUUUUUCGUUUAGCGCAUAUGUAACCCCCUCACUCACCCUAUCAUAUUCUUUUAUUAACUGCUGAUGCUUAACUUUUUGUUGCAUUGGCUGUUCUAAACAUCUCUUACUGUGACUAAUUGUUUUAUUAGAUUAUACAGCGCGGUUAUGGCAACUAAUUAUUUUACGAACGACGUUUCACUCCAUUGUAAAAAAUGUCACACGAAACUUGCCAAAAGAGAAAUCGUGAUGCUCGCAAUAGUGCCGCCAUCGCAGCAACAUCUGGCAGUAAAAGAAGGAAAGGAAGACGAAGCUUACGCAAAGGUGGUAAAAGAAGAAAAUUCUAAAGGAGGGAAAAGUGCGAGAUAUUGCCCGUUUAUAAUUCGUUGCCGAGAAUGUGGGAAUCAUGUAGGCAAUGUGACGUACGUCACCUCCAAAUUGCUUGUUUGCUACAAAGUUGACAACCUUUAUCUCUUCAAUGGUGUGGAAAAAACGGAAAUGAAGAAACUUAAGGUGAUUGCCGGUUUUCUUCAAAACUUGGGAGUUGAAAUGAUCGAAUAUCUCCCAUCAGAAGUGACUUGCCAGUCACUUCAGUCUAACGAGCCCAUGAAGUACUGCGACAUAUCAGGCUUAACCUAUAUGUCUCAUGAUAUUGACAGCUUGACAUGUGAGGUCCCACGGAACUACCAGCGUGAACUUUUUCUGUCCGCCAUGCGUGGAAAUACACUUGUUUACCUCCCCACGGGCUCUGGUAAGACUUUAGUUGCAGCGAUGGUGUUCGGUUGCAUGAAGCAGCUUAACCCCGGAAAGUUCAUGGUGUUUAUUGUUGAUCGCAUACCACUGGCCUAUCAACAAAGUGCGUAUUUCAAGUCCCAGCUUCCUCAUUUAAGAGUUGAGACUUUAACAGGUGAAAUGGAACAGUUCAAGAAGAAAACCGUUCAUCAAGCGCUGGCCAAUAAAACGGUUGAUAUCUUAGUCCUUACUCAUCAAAUAUUUCUCGAUUCCCUCGCUGUGGGAAAUUCCGCUAUCCAACUUUUGGGCAUUUCUGUCCUCGUCUUUGAUGAAGCGCAUCACUGCGCGGGUGGUCACCCUUACAAUAAAAUCAUGAAUGAUUUUUAUGAAAAAGUUACACCUGAUUCUUUUAAACCUCUUGUUCUUGGAUUGACUGCUUCACCAGCUGGGGAAGUAACAACAGAGAGAACUAUCGAGAAGCUUCAAAAGCUAUUGAAAAAUCUACAUUGCAAUAUCACAAUGCCUGUUCAAUCGGAUGAUCUGGUCGCUCACGUGAACGCGCCUAAUACCUCUUACGACGAAGUGGAAACAACGGACGUACGUCAGAUUGUUCUUGAAACGCUAAUAAUGGAACAUAUCAAAGAUCUUCAAAGAAACCAUAUUGAAUAUACGCCAGGCUAUCAACAAGCACUUGCGGGGCUUGUUGUAUUUUCCAGUCAUUUUAGAGGAGCUCUGAGAAAUUUAAUAGACAGGUGUCAUGGGGACAAUAGUCAAGUAAAAACCUUGAUCAUCGGUCAACAUAUGAUGCGUCUGCUCAGCGUUAUUGAUAUAAGUCGGGUUCUUUGUUACAAGGAUGCAUUGGUGUACCUGAAUGAUUGUAUAAACAGCGUCAUUCAAGCUACUUCUCCCUGUCAAAUUGCUCUCAAGAAACUGAUUGGAACAAAACACACAUUUCUCGCACUUAAGAACCAUGCUGCAGUAGGAGUUAAAGACGAUUAUCCCAUAUCUGACCGAUACAGAUGUCUUGAGGAUCGGAUACAGCAGUUUAUUUGUCGAGUCGAAAAAGAUCCAAUUACUUCGAGAGGAAUUAUAUUUGUCUGCAUGCGCAAGACAGCUUACAAACUCUGUGAAAAACUCAGAUCAAAUUCACACGUAUCCAGAUUGCUGAAUCCUGCUGUAUUUGUAGGCCAUGGAGAUGGCAAUUAUGAUGGAAUGGCCUGGAAAGACGAGCAAGAAGUUCUUUUACGGGACUUUAAAUCGGGACAAAUUAAACUGCUUGUCAGUACAAGUGUCUUAGAAGAGGGCUUAGAUGUUCCAAUCUGCAAUUUGGUCAUCCGUUUUGAGGGUGCAGCAACUUUACGCUCUCUUGUACAGAGUCGUGGUCGUGCUUCUCGUCGACCUGGGAGCGAAUUUGUUGUAAUUUGUAGCGAAAAGGAGAAACAUACAGCAAUGUCUUUAGUAGAUAAAGAAGAGAACAUGAGAUGUGCAGUUACUAAUGUCAUGGAUAGCGAAGUUGCCAAAUCGCAAGCUCUAGAAUUUAAGUGUGAAAUGAAACGGCCAGAUCUGAUCCGCCGUGAAGUUAAAGAAGUCGAAAAUAGCCGAGACGUUAAGCGAUAUACACCAACCGUUACCGUUGUUGUGCAGGUUUUCGAGAGACAAGAAAGUCGUGAGCAAAAAUUGAAAAUUGUCACCAAUAAUUUGGACAGUGCGUUCAACGUUGAGUCCACAAGAUUACUCCCUACUGGAUCCUUAUCUGGUUUAAGAGUCCAGGAGGACGACGAGUCGUCCCAAAUUGCUUUAAUAUUAAAGCAAAAGGACGACAUGCGCGACGAAUUUCGAUCCAAAGAUGAGUUUAUUUGCAAUAUUACAGAAGUGUGGUGUAAUAUGAUGACUAAUGAAGAACUGCUAAAUAUCUGGCUACAUCCUUUUGUUCCACGAGCAUCUCGCAAACUCAUCGAGCCGUUCCAUAUAUUACCAGCAACUUCCUUGUUUCUUGGCACUUUGGUCACUCGAUGUCAUUUCCAAUAUGAAUGGCCAUCCAAACCGGUCCUAAAGAAAGUUACAAUGCGUUUCGACCACAGCUACAACAUGUUGACCGUAUUUUUUGUAAGACGAAGAAGAAAUUACAAGUUUGAGAUUCGGUACGACGAAUUUGAAGACUUUGCUGUUGUCAAUAGCAACACAACUAAUGUUGAAAUUAUAAGAUUAUUCUUUUCCGUGAGACAUCCUCCUAGGUUGUAUCAACAAGUUGACGAUGAUGAUGGUAAUGAUGUCGCUAAUAAUGGUAAUGACGAUGGUGACAACGAUGACGAUAAUGACGGUGAUAAUAGUGUUCAAGAUGAGGGAUUUGACGUCAGCGACAUGUCAGAUAAUGACUCUGAAAGUGAGAGUUUUUCUACUGAUGAUGAAUACCCAGAUGUCGUCCGAAAUUUUCAUAAUCGCUCGGUACCCGACUAUGCAGAUGAUGCUCUCUGGUGGGAAAGAGUAGUUGAUGUUCAAGGCGGCGAGAAAGCAUGGGGUGAAUGCUUUACCUACUGCUUCACAAUCCCACCAAAAGAGUCCACUCUUCUAAGAAGAUUGCUAACCACACUUGAUGGGAGAUACGGAAAGAAAGCUUUUUAUACCUGGGUGAAGAAUACUUAUGGAAGAUUACCACAGAUCAAUAUUCCUGAUGAACUGGAUUUCGACGUCAGUUAUACCUUCGACAGCAUUCUUACAUCCCAUCCUUCUGUUCGAGGAAGACUUGAUGAAUCGCGCCUUGUUGAUCUACUAGGAAAUCGAAAUGCCAAUGUUGUUGUGGCUUGUUUGGAGAAAUUGCGUAAGGCGUUAGAAAGAAACCCAUUUUGCGAUCCCCAAAAGAUCCUUGAACGGCUUUUAACUGGAGAAAUUAAAGUUGAAUCUAAGCAAAUUCAAAAUCAGGUCCCAAGUCACUGUGCUUUAAUUAAACGAGUUGUAAUCACUCCAACGAGAGUUCUUCUGUACCCUUCUGAGUUCAUGGUAAAGAAUCGCGUUCUUAGGCAUUAUGAAAGAGAUGACUUCCUUUGCGUUGUUAGUAUUCGAGAGGAGAACCUUUCCAAGCUUUCUACUGGAAGAGGCAGUAUUGAUCUACUUUUGGAUAACAUCAACCAAGUUUUAAACAACGGUUUGAGUAUCGGAAGAAAGCCUUUUAACUUCUUAGCGUCUUCAAACAGUCAGCUUCGUAAUCAUAGCUGUUGGUUUGUGGGGCCCAGCAUUCCACCGGAGGAUGUGCGACGAUGGAUGGGAGACUUCACACAUAUAAGGUUAGUUACAGUUUACCUAUACCGUUUAGUUCAGGUGUCGUGGUUUUGCAAACAAGGGUUGGUUGGUCACUUACUAAGAUAUCAAUUACUAAUUAGUAUUAAUUUUGCUAGGAUAUUAGCCGUACUAACCCAUUGGAAGACGUUUUCAACACACAUCUUAGUCAUCCUGGAUGUUUAAUUCGUUCAGUAUUAUUUAUAUAAUUUAUUCUAGUGGGCAAUGUUUAUAUUUUCCUUGUUCCAUUAUGAUAUAGUUUCGAACUAAUCAUCUGGUAUUUAUACUUGGCAAAGGUAGCACAAAACGUUAGUACCAGACGCCUUGUAAUGUAAGCUAAAUGUGUGGUUUUCACGAGAUCGGCGGUCUAGAAAGCCAAAUAUCAGGGUUCAAUUCCUGGUUCAGAAAACAAUUUUUUAUUGUUCUCUGCACUGUCAAACUAGUUUGGGAGAUUAAAGAUGUGGAUUUUUGUCAACAUGUUAAACGGUUAAACGUACCUGUAUAUAAUGAAGCUGCUAAGUGUGGGCAAUGGGAUAUUACAGGGAUUAAAUUACAUGGAUUUGCGUCAUGAUUUCAAAGAGGACUCCCUACGCCACAAAUAUCAGCUUAAUUAUGUGCGUGCGAUAUCCAUUAAACCGACGUGACUCCCAAGAAUGAACGAUGCCGUCUCUUACUUACUCAUAAAAUACAAAUCUGAAUUGAUUUCUCCGCAUACAGUUUAGGGGGCAAUGAUGGCAAGUUGAUUCGUUUUCCAAGCAGAAUUUAGUUUAUAAUGUUGUUUGCGCAAAUUUAAUGUAACUGUUAAAAUCAAUACAAGUAUCGUUAAAAGAAACUCUUUAUUUUGCUUGCUAUUGUUUAGAUGUGUAGCGACUUUGAUGGCUCGAAUGGGUCAAUGCUUUUCUACAUCCCUGGAUACCGCCGGCGUAGAAACGCCUAACGACGAAAUCUAUACCGAGGAAGAUGACGUAAUGACUUCUGACAAAGAGUAUUGUUUUUCCGAUGGAGUGGGUAGAAUAUCGGAGGAGCUUGCCGUAGAGGUGUGCAAACGUUUUCUUGUACGCAACAGAAGCAUUAUACCCCACAGCCUGAAAUAAAAAUACUUAAAUUUUUGCUUUCAAGCAACCUGAUGCAUUUAUGAGAUUCAUGCUAUUUGUUCUAGAAGCAAUAGUGCCAAUGCCUUUCUAUUACACAACCCUAAGCACCAGCCACUAAACCCUAAACGAUUUGAAGUUGCUUUUUCACCAUCUUAACCCUCACAUUGCCACCACCACAUAAAAUAUAGAAGCUUGUUGCAAUCCCAAUUGUAAUUUGCGCGAGAAAAAAUUAUAAAAAAUAUAUUAGAUAGGACGAUCUCCAACCCCCAUUUUAACGUAAUUGCGUGAAAACACCACACGUGAUUCAGUGAUUUAAUUAACCUGUAUCACGUUGAUUGUUUAAGGUUGCACAGAAUUUGGGGAAACCAUUUACACCCUCUGCUUUUCAAGUACGAUUCGCUGGUUAUAAAGGUGUACUAGCAUGCGAUCCUACAUUUGCGGGAAGGAUGGCAUCGUUUCGUCCAAGUAUGAGGAAAUUCGAGAGCAAUCACCGCAGACUUGAAGUUACCCACACAUCUCGGCCCCAGGCUGUUUUUCUAAACCAGCAGGUUAUUAUGCUUCUCUCUAACCUUGAAGUCCCAGAUGAGGCGUUUAUUGAUCUACAAAAGGAAAUGCUAGAUAAAUUGGCAAGUAAGUUUUGACGCGAAUAAAUUAUUUUGGAAUGUUCCUGAUGGUUUUGACCAGGCUUUGGAUUUUUUUUUAAAAGAACAAUUUUAAUUAGUGUAUCUUGCACAUUAUUACAAUAAUUGUUCAAUCUCAAAUUACUGUACAGGUAUGUUGGUAGAAGAAACUUAUGCCAUCGCGUUCUUGGGAAAUGGAUCCAAAAUGGACAUAUCAUAUCGUACUUUGUCAAAUGGUGGCGUACAGUUGACGACAGAGCCAUUCUUUAAGUCUAUGUUGGUUGCAAUGCAUAGGAAUCACAUUCAUGAACUCCUUUCCCGCUCCAGAAUUCUUCUACCAGCAGAAGGAGCACGGUUAAUGAUGGGUGUAAUGGACGAGGAAGGUGUAUUAAAACCUGGACAGGUGGGUUGUUUUGUAAACUUUUUCCUCUUAUAAAAGCUAAUAGUGAGGCAAAACAAUUUUUAAAAAUUUUCCCUACUACUGUAUUUUUUCAAUUGAAGGCUUCAUUUCCCGUACCAUAAGAAUGUUUGAAUAAGUUGUUCCAAUUCUUUUGUUUUCUAAAACAGUCUUUAAGGGUGCUUUCCAUUUAAUGGCCUGACCGGUCAGACUCAAAUUUUUGUCUCCGUGUCAAUGGAAAGAUCUGGUCUAUGUUUCUCAAAUAUCUAGCGAAAAUAGACCUCAUUCUAAUUUUAUCUAAUUUUUCGGUCAAACAGGUCCGAAUCCCGAACGUUUUGUGUUCCAUUCAACAAUUUUUUGGUCUUGCCGUGUUUAUGGAAAGCGGCCUAAAAUAGAUUCUGUAUUUUCCUACUGUUUACCUCCUGAUCAUAGUUCCAGAAGGCACUCGUUAUUACUUGUAUCUCCUUAAGAAAUGGAAGACGAGUGGCUUUUAUCUUGUUAUAAUGAACGACAGGAAUGUAGAGAUAACACGAGUGUUUUACACCCUUUUCGAGGUAGUCUGCGAGCAGGCUCUUAAGGUGAAUUGAUAGCCUGCGCUGAUGAUAUACAAUUUUGACUGUCUGCCCCGUAACGUUCGUUUUUCCAAAUAUGGAAUGUCUAUCGUUAUAUGGUGUUGUUUACAACUUUCGUGCAAACUAAAUUUAAACCGUACAGUUUAUACUGUUUUUCGAAAUAUAAGAUAUCAAGCAAAAGUUUAAAUGUUAAUUUAAAUACUGUAUACUCAAUACAAAACAUUUCGUGCUUUGAGAUAAGAUGGCCAAGACCAAUUUGAUCAGUUAAUGUGUUUUUUAUCCAUAUAGUGCUUCAGCAGUUGACAUAUAUAGAGCUCAGCGGAAACAUAUAAAUUAUAGCAUCUGGCCAAUGAGAAUUUCGCGUCCCGAUUCGAGAUGCAGAUAUUCAAAAUUGUAUGCCAUCAGUGCAGGCUCUCAAUUCACCUUGGGAGCCUGUUCGCAGGCUGUUUUCGAGGGAUUAUCACGCUACAGGAGCACGAUACAUUUUUCCAUUUCUGUUAUAAGAGAAGAAUAUAUUAAACAUUAUAAGCAACAACAACAACAUUAUAAUUGAAUUUAUUUUUGUAAUUUUAAUUGAAAUUCUUCUAACAUGUAAUCAGUGAUGUCAUUCGCAUACUUUUGUUCGUCAUUUAGGAACCACGUUGAAUUCUUUCCCGUAAUUUCUAGAGAGGAAUUUAUUCAGUUGUUGUACCAAAAUUUACCUAAUUAUGCUUUCCGUAUCCCCUGAGCUCUCUUCCAGACGUUUUUUAUGAACAACGAAAUCUAAUGUAAUAUAGAUCAACUGCGAGUAACUGCCUUAACGUGUUUAUAGUACUACACAUAAAUCUGUAUAACGGCGGUUCCCUACUUUUGGUUACCACUGCCGAUUUGUAUUGACAUACAUUUCCUUUUAUCAAAUCAGUGGGCGAUACGGUCGUAUAAGAUUGAAUUCCCUAAAUCUAUUAUUUUUAAGGUUUUCGUGCAAUAUUCUGCGGUUUCGAAAGAUGAAGAACACGAAUUCAACCUGGAUGAUAAAAGAAUUCUCACCGGUGUAGUUGUUGUCACAAGGAAUCCAUGCUUACAUCCGGGUGAUGUUCGCCAGUUGCAGGCUGUGAAUGCUCCGAGCCUCAGUCACCUGGUUGAUUGUAUUGUGUUUCCACGACUUGGAUUGCGUCCGCAUCCGAACGAGAUGUCAGGUAAAACUAACAUGUCGACAGGGAUUGUAUUUCCAACAAUAUACCAAAAUUGUUGCCAAGCUCGCAAUCUGGUGUUACAGUUAUACUAUCCAUAUCAUAUCAUAUCAAGAAUAAUUUGUUAUCAAGUUUUUGAAAUUUUCAUGGUUUAUAUUUUGAUAUAUCAGUUUUUGCAAUUAGACGUUCAGCUGGGCCCAGAUGUGCAGUAUUGAUAUAAUGCCAGCAGGUCGAUUUCUUCACGUUUAACACUAGCAAACAUCUCUGUAGUUGUUCUUGAAGAAAUUCAAAUUAGUUUUUCACUAGAACUUUAACAACUAGGGAAAACGUCAAAUGGAUAUCUGGCGCUAUCCAAUACAAAAGAAGUUAGUUUAGUAUACAUUACCCGAAAUUAGCAACAAAAUGUGACUACAUAGGCUAAAACCUUAUAAGCAUAUUAUGGCAACCCUGCACUGUUUCCCGACCUCGUCGUCAACAAAGCAGUGAUUUUCUAACGUUUUCGUAGCCUAUUUAUUCAAGUCGAGUAUUUCUACAACCGACAAAGUCAUGUUCAAAAUAAUCAACGUUUAAUCAACUCCGUACCACUUCCUUUGACAUUUUUGAAGCUGUGUGAUGAAACAAUCGAGAACUUAGAGAGUAAUCUAUAUCAUGAAUAUGAAAGGCUAGGUCGUGGACAAUAUAAAUACACCACGAAAACGUUUCAAACGACUGCUUUAUUGAUCGCGAGGUCGUAUUGCCAUGAUGUCAAGUUAAAAUGUUCCAUAUAUGUUCUCUGUUAAACAUGAAAGGCCAUGAUUGUAUAGGUGAUAUCCAAAUUACUAUACAAGCGGUGGCCAUUUCGUCGUUAAUUUCUGGUAAUGAAUGUGGAAGGGAUUUCAUUAUUUGCAAGUACACGUCUUUCAUAACAGCGUGCACUACCAUCUAGAAUAAAGUUAGUUUUCUUCAUUGAAAAUCAAUAUGUCCAAAGACUUUAUUUUAAUAAUACUUAAUUAUUUUAAUUAAUUCAGGUGGCGACUUAGACGGUGAUUUGUACUUUGUGUGCUGGAAACAAAGUCUCUUGCCUAAUAAGCCAGAUUAUCAACCGAUGGAUUACAAAGCAUUACCGAAGAAAGAAGAAACAGAACCAAUCACAUCUUCCCACAUGACUAAGUUUAUAGUCGAUUAUAUCCGGUCGGAUCAACUAGGAGUUAUUGAUAAUACACACAAAGCACUGGCUGACCAAGAAGAAGAGGGAGUUCAAUCUGAUAUAUGUCUUCAUCUCGCAGAGAUCCAUUCAUUGGCAGUGGAUGCUCCUAAAACUGGUAUGUGGCCCAAAAUGCCAAAGACAAACCUUAAAAAGUACCCUGACUUCAUGAUGAAAUCGGACAAACAAAGUUAUCCUUCAGAAAAUGUGCUGGGAAAGCUUUAUCGGCGCUGUCAGAAGUUUAAAGACACGACCUCCGAAAACUGUAACCAAAAAAUGCGAAUAGACAAAUCAUUUCUCUUGCCAGGGAGAGACAGGUAUCUUCGCAAUGCAAAAGUAGUGUAUCAGAAAUAUCGUGAGAAGAUGGAGGCGUUGAUGCGUCUAUAUGGUAUUCAUUCUGAGGCAGAAAUAUUUACAGGUUGCUUCUUAAAGCUUCGAAAUCGUUUGCCUAAGGAAAAACCAAAGAUUGCAGAAAUCGUAAGCGAGAUAGUUGUUGGAAUUCGUAGUGAGUUCCGACGUGAGUUCUUUGACGAGUUUGGUAUGAGUGAACAGCGAUUAACCAAAGAUGCAAAAAUAUCAAAAGAGGUAAUUCCAUUGUCAUUUAGUAUAAAUGUUUAUUAGCUUUUGUAAAUUCUAAUUGGCAUAAAUACCUAAAUAGCAUAAAUAGCAAUUAAAAUAAAGUGUACGGCACCUGAACUAUUCAACAUCCUGCUUGACAGUGCUUCUAAAUCCAUAAAUACAUUUACAUAUUAUGCACAUAGUGUAUGUUUUCAAAAUCCGCCGUAUUUAUUUACAUUAUAGAACCCAUUGUUUCGCGGUUCACACGCAAUUUACGUCGGUAAUUUUCACUAAUAAUAAGAGAGUGAGAUCAAAGUGGGUGUUGUCACUCGCCAACCAAAUUAACUGUCUAGGUUCUGUACCACGUGACCUGUUCAAAUCGUUCCGAGCGCGUGGAAUCUUAUGCCAUCAUAACAGCCUCGAUAACAUGUUCUGGGACAUAUAAGGAAGUUGGGGGCACGUUUAUGCCACAUAUGGAAGCAUGGUUUCCUCUCGCUUCGAACGACGAAAUAAUUGGAUGAUCCUAUCCAGCUCUUAUUAUUAGUGAAAAACACCGACGUAGAAACCAUUCUUGGGUUAUUUUUGUUUAAUAUCAAUUAGUAGCUACGAUCUUGUCAUGUUUUCUGUACGUAGUGAUAGAAACAAUAGAUAGCUUUGGGAAAGAGUUAUUGCAUUCAGGUUUAUACGGUUGUGCUAAACCAAUGUUUUCUGCACAAUAUAGGUUUAUCUGAAAGCGUCGGCCUGGUACACAGCCACUUACAUAUGCGAAGAAAACUGGGAACAACUUCAGGAGAAGCGUUUACUUGGCCUUCCUUGGAUUGUAGAUGACGUCAUGUCCUUUAUAAAGUGUCAACAACAACCCCCACUUUUCAUUCAAAGCUUGGACGUUAAUGCUGCCGUCGGUGAGAGUCUUGUGAGAUUGUUCGAUGAAGAAAAGACGCAGUUGCUUGAACAGAUAAAGGAGAGAAUAAGGGUAAAGAAUUGGGUUGAAGCUCAUCUACAGUCGUUUAAGCAAAACCUCUCUAUUUAUUUCUCUGGAAUAUCGCGAACGUUGCUAUUCCACCAUAAUUCAAAUAUAGAACUCUGCGUCCUUUCUAACGAAGACUGCCGUACAAGCAAGGACAUCAAAGCUGAAAGGAGCAUUCUUGAACAGCUCGGGUGUCAAUUGAAGGCUAAAGCUGAUGUCAAAUAUAAAGCUGGAGAUACAGAGAUGGAACAUCUCUUUUAUGAAGUUCGUUUACAAAACACGGAAAAUUUUGCGGUAAGAAUAUGGCAUGUUUAAUAAAUUUGAUUUUGAUUUUUUUUUAAUUUCUCUUGUUUUGGAUGCGCGCGCGUUAAUUGGAAUCACUUCACAACGUUUGAAAUGACGUGGUUGAUGUGCCGUUUAAUUAAAUUUUAAAUGACGCGAGCCAACAGAUCACGACACUUUUGUAUAUAAUUCAGCCAGGUGUUAUGGCUGCGAUGUAACUUUUAAUAAACCUAUCUACCUACCUCUCUCAUUUAUCUACUGGUGGUUUGUAUCCAAUUAUCAUUAAUCUGGACCUAGGAUUUCCCAGAAUAAAAGCAGUAUGACAGUAUGGAUGUGUACGUUUGUAGACUCUUACUAAAAAAUGAAAUUGACUAUAUUUCUUCCAUGACCGGGUUCCUUUAUAUAGGAUUUUCCUGGAAAACAUAAUUUUUUGUUGUUCUAUCUUGGAUAGUAAUUGUCUUCAUGUUCGCCUACAUGUAGCGAUAAAGAUGACUGAGAUACUAUAUUAGGCCUAGAGUAUGGGGAAAACGUUGUGCUCGAACUUUCUCGUUAAACAAUUUCCACAUGCGUCAUACAGUACAUUCAUUCUUCCCCAGAUCACAAUUUACAAGACUUGAGAGAAUCCUCCCGUAUAGGAAAGAUUAAAUAGAUUUUUCUGAUAUAUAGUACUUGUUCCUUUGUAAAAUUUGAAACUCAAAGAAACCGAUUAUUACUCGCUGGGGCACUCGUCCAGACGAAUAUAGGUUUCGGCAUGCAUUUUUCUUAGAUCGUCGAUAGCCACAAAAUAGAAUAUUAAUGAGCUGCCUAAUUUUCCCCCCAAUUAUCUAUAAGGCUCCUGCCAAUUUUACCCAAAUUAUCCAUAAAUAACCCUGCAUUUUGAGGAAAAUUCGGGAAAAUUGAACAGUUUUACAAGGAAUUUCGACAUGGAAACAGCAAUCUUCGCAUAUCGCAAGGUGCGUUUGGCUGCGCUGCUUUAAGGACCUGUCACACUAUUGCGUAUCGUACUAGCGUAUGUCAGCGUAUGAAAAAUAUCACUCAUACGCCGGUAUACGCUGGCAUACGCUAGGGGUACGUUAGCAGCCUCGUACCCAGGCGCAAUUAACUAAAAAUAGGCACACUACAGUGCUUUUAUAUAGAUCAGUGGCUAAAUUGAGUGAGCGCGCGGGGGUGCUUGGGGAGGACGCAGGAAACGAAGCGCCUGGGAGAAUAUGUAACAAACAUGGCGGACAUGAGAAUGCAAAUGAGGAAAUCAGUGCUGUACUAUUUGCCCAUUGAACGUUACAUUUGGGAAAGAUUUUAUGCCCAAAUGAUCACUGCGUUGUAAUAAGGAUUUUUCCUUGAAAACGGUAUUAUUUAUCAUUUUAGCUGGCGACUUUCCUUUCGAAAUUAGAAAGCCUGCUGGAGUGCUG
Molecule: messenger RNA, 16750 nt
Organism: Paramuricea clavata
Lineage: Eukaryota; Metazoa; Cnidaria; Anthozoa; Malacalcyonacea; Plexauridae
Source: the annotation of a GenBank genome assembly